Rhopilema esculentum is the source of this 1461-nucleotide messenger RNA. The record is from RefSeq and is a predicted model, not a curated record. Lineage: Eukaryota; Metazoa; Cnidaria; Scyphozoa; Rhizostomeae; Rhizostomatidae.
CAGUUAUAAUUUGGUGAAAGUUACAUGAAAGAGUUGGUGCUGCAUCUCGGGUGGAGGAUCUAAAUACGGCACGGCAACUCACGGGUUUCCAAAAGCCUGAGAAGCAAGUGAGCGAAUUGACCGCAUUCUGGGCAUAUUGCUGUAGCUGUAAAAUGAUCAGGUUUCUUUUGAUACAAAACCGAGCAGGCAAAACAAGACUAGCAAAAUGGUACAUUCCAUUGGAUGAUGAUGAAAAGCAAAAACUUAUUGAGGAAGUACAUGCUGUUGUGACCAUAAGAGAUGCAAAGCACACCAAUUUUGUUGAAUUUCGGAACUUCAAAAUUGUUUACCGGAGAUAUGCUGGCUUAUACUUUUGUUUCUGUGUUGAUGUUGACGACAACAAUCUUUCAUACCUUGAAGCCAUCCACAAUUUCGUGGAGGUUCUGAACGAAUUCUUCCACAAUGUUUGUGAACUUGACUUGGUAUUCAACUUUUACAAGGUAUACUCUGUUGUUGAUGAAAUGUUUCUUGCUGGCGAAAUUCGAGAAACAAGCCAAAGCAAAGUCUUGAAGCAACUGCAAACAUUAAACACUCUUGAAUAAGCCAAUCUAUACAUAGAACAAUCCAUUUUAUGUCAUCAAUCUACCACUGCAGUGUAGAAUAUUUCAUAUUUACCACAAAGUAAAAUUCUUAUUAAAGUUAUUUGCUUAGUAAACCUCAAUGUCCAUGAGACAUGAUUCAGAUUUUCAGUGGUUUGAGGAGGUGGCCCAGGCAAGGAUCUUUUGAUAAGUUUACUUAUAUUUAGAACUCUCUUUUCUCUAUCAUAAAUAUUAUCUUGUCAUUUUCUUCAAAAUUAUGGUCCUGUCGACUUACUGAUGUUACCUUUGAUUUCUGGAUGUUUCGUUACUGGUUCUAGGCGACUUUUGUUUCUUUAAGAUGCUGUUAACUUAAAGUUUUUUAUGUUAAUAUGGUGUUUUCUAAUUUCUUAAAAACAAGGAAAUAUGAAUUUGUUUCACUAUUGAGUCAACCAUCAAUCUUUAGGGUCACUCAUAAAAAUAUUGGAUAGCCAUCACGGAGCUUUUAGAAUGGACAGUAAAAAACGUUAAUGGAAAUUGGUACUCUAUGAAAUAAACUAGUAGUUUCUGCAAUAAACUCGCGGAUAUGAAUGUAAAUUGUUUUCAUCACGUUUCACGCACCUAUUUUUGGCUGCAACCUGUCCUUAUAGUAACAUGGUACAAACAUGCUUAUUUCAAUAAAUGCUUAAGUUGUCGACUUAUGGUAUGAAAUUACAGUUUGAAAUUUAAGAUUUGUCAUUAUAGACUGAUUGGUUUCUGUAUUUUGAAACCAACAGCUUCAGUGAUAAAUAUCAUAUAGCAGUUUGAAAUUGUAUAGCUGAACUAAUAGUCUAGAUUUGCUUAUUGUUAAAGCUACCACAUCGAAUGGUCACCAUUAUUCUGAUUUGUCAUUUGAAUAUAUUGUCAA